AUGUCCACGCAAGUGGUGACUUUAUGGUGCACUUUGCACCCUGCCAGUGGUAGAGAGAGCGAGCUUCGUAAAGUUCUGCUCCACCUAGCUGCCAAGGUUCGCGAAAUCGAAAGUACUUGCUUGCGAUAUGAGGUUUUCGAAAAGACCGAGAAGGGGCUCGGCGGGUCUCGCAGGUCAGGUCCUGAUUUGAUUCCUGCCGCAGACUGGCCCUUCAAUAUAUCGGCAAAGGGUCCUAGGACCCUUUUCCAUGGCUCUGGACCAAAGUCCAUCCCCAUCAAUGACGAGAUUGAUAAGCCGCUCUUGCCGGAUGGUAGACGGCCCAUUUACUGUGACAAGGGAGAGUUGACAGACAGAGGGCGGGCCAGCACUCUGGAGCUUGGGCGCCAACUCCGCCGGCUAUAUAUCGAUCGCCUGAAUUUCAUGCCCCGGACGCUUCAUGUCAGCCACCUCUAUCUCCGGAGCACGCAAUACCAACGGACUUUUGUGUCACUGCAACAUCUUUUUCGUGGCUUGUAUCCACCAGAGUUUGUCGACGGACGCCUAGACGACGUCUUGGUCACCAUAGCAGACCCUCGCCAUGAGACACUCCUCCCCCCAGAGGAUUACGAUGAAAGAUUCGCCCAACUACUCAAAGACUUCACGAGGCGAGCCGCAAUGAAAUGGAACGGCUCUUCAGAGAUGAGAUUCGUCAACGCCCAGAUAGGACGUUGGAUGCCAGGGGGCGCUCCUGUCCUAGUAGACACCCAACCCCUCAAGUUACACGGCGUGCUUGAUACAAUAAGCGCAGUGGCAGCAACACCUCGACCUGAAGGCUUCCUCCCUCUGGAGUUCCUCAACCCGGAUCUACGAGCUAUCAUGGAGAAGAUCUGCGCCGAGGAAGAGUUUGCCGGAUAUGCCCAUAGUGAGGAGUUCCGCCGACUAGGUGUCGGGAGCAUGUUACGAGAGACCAUGCAACGUAUGUCUAUCACAAUCAAUCGGACCGACCAGCUAUGUGCUGUCGGAAACGACCAGCGAAUGCUUCUCUUCGCCUGCCAUGACUCGACAAUUGCAGGGAUCUUGACCUCGCUAGGCGCCAUCAAGGACCCGGAUUGGUUCUGGCCUCCCUACACCGCCUACAUCACAAUGGAGCUCUUUCGUUACACUAGAGAAGGAGUUGCUUGCAGCAGGACAGACAAAAUAAAACCUAGCUCCUGGUUUGUCCGCCUGAACUACCAAGGCGGACCUGUCGUACUGCCUCGCUGCGCUGAAAAGGGAACCUAUCUGCCUGGACGCAAAGGCGUCUACACAUUUGCAAGUGGAUUAAUCAAAGACCUCGUUAGCGAGUUCGCACCAGAUGAGGAGGGGAAACGUUUUGGCGAAGAGGUGGAGCCUAAGAAACUUGCGCGAAUGUAA
Colletotrichum navitas is the source of this 1392-nucleotide messenger RNA. RefSeq names its product acid phosphatase. Lineage: Eukaryota; Fungi; Ascomycota; Sordariomycetes; Glomerellales; Glomerellaceae. Bases 1 to 1392 code for a protein of 463 amino acids. Gene Ontology annotation, biological process: dephosphorylation. Gene Ontology annotation, molecular function: phosphatase activity. The record is from RefSeq and is a predicted model, not a curated record. The transcript has 6 exons.